This is a messenger RNA of Soboliphyme baturini, 927 nucleotides long. NCBI's taxonomy places the organism in Eukaryota, Metazoa, Nematoda, Enoplea, Dioctophymatida, Soboliphymatidae. The record is from the annotation of a GenBank genome assembly.
AUGCAAUGCGAUCGCUACAGCCGUUGUCGUCUCUUAGUCGUCUGUACUGCGUCAAUAUUUCGGGACUGCGGCUGUCUGUGGUUGGUGCCUGUUCGAUCGUCGCCGUUCGACCAUCCGUUCACCCAUCGAUGGCGAACGGCCGAUUCCAGUCACUGUGAAUUGUACCGUUUUCUGACGGCGCUGAGCGAAAACCUGCCUGCUCUCGCGACGAUUCAGCCAGCGCUGGUGCACUUCCUGCAAACUCAUCCUCGUCCUCCUCCGACCGAGCAUUCUCUCAAGCGGCAUUUCCAAAACUAUUCCGCCGCAGCUGUGGCGGUCAUCAUUCACAAAAAUACAACUGAUGCAAGCCAUGGAGUGGUGGACGGCGAAUCCAUUACGCGAGAAAACGGAACCAAGACUUACCAGCUGCAUUUGAAACGACUUAACACGGCUGAUUUAGAAGCGAAGCUCAAAAGAAUCACCGAUACAUUGGACAAGAUUCGCAACACCGAAGGCACAGACCGGGUCGAUUCGUCACUCGCUCCGCACGAUGACACAAAUCCGAGCCAGCCUGGCGCGAAAAUCUUCGAACACUCUGGUCAUCCUCCCUGGGCUCAGUCGGACGACGAAGACGAAUUUUACCCCGGUGAGUCUGGUUCGGGCGACCUCCCGGCCGAAACUGAGCCUCCGAUGUCCGCCACAACCGAAAGCGACGUCGUUGUGGUGGUGGACGAGAUGACCACUGUGCCUGUCGUGCUGACGGCACGGCCACCGAGCGUUGUCAUUCAUGACCGCUUCCCUCCACGUGUGACAGAAGACAAGCAGAAAGGUUCCGGUUCCGGUGCUGUUGUGACUUUCAAUGAAAACAGACUGUGGAAAGCAAUUAUGAUAUUUGCGUUCAUCAUCGCACGGUGGUUACUCUGGUCAGUAGAUGGCAUAGUUGACUAA